Molecule: messenger RNA, 1252 nt
Organism: Cyphomyrmex costatus
Lineage: Eukaryota; Metazoa; Arthropoda; Insecta; Hymenoptera; Formicidae
Gene: Galphao
Product: G protein alpha o subunit
Exons: 8
Coding region: 140-1204 (354 amino acids)
Biological process (GO): adenylate cyclase-modulating G protein-coupled receptor signaling pathway
Cellular component (GO): heterotrimeric G-protein complex; cytoplasm
Molecular function (GO): G protein-coupled receptor binding; GTP binding; G-protein beta/gamma-subunit complex binding
Source: RefSeq, a predicted model, not a curated record
GGAGGAGAAGAAGUUCCGCCCGGAGGUCGUUUCACCCUCUUCGUGGCGACGGGGCCGUUAUCUGGCCGCGCUGUUUAGCAGCUGCUGGUGAGAGAGGAAGAGCGUGAGGGUGGCAUUUGUAAAGGCAACGUGUAGCAAGAUGGGCUGUGCCAUGUCCGCGGAAGAACGAGCCGCUCUUGCUCGUAGCAAGCGGAUCGAGAAGGAUCUCAAGGAGGAUGGUAUCCAGGCGGCCAAGGAUAUUAAGCUCUUGCUGCUUGGAGCGGGCGAGUCCGGCAAGAGUACGAUCGUGAAACAAAUGAAAAUUAUCCACGAGAGUGGCUUCACGCCGGAAGACUUCAAGCAGUACAGACCCGUCGUAUACAGUAACACGAUACAAUCUCUAAUCGCUAUUCUCAGAGCGAUGCCUAAUCUAAACAUCCACUUUUCAACUAACGAGCGAGAGACGGACGCAAAAAUGGUAUUCGACGUAAUACAAAGAAUGGAAGACACGGAGCCCUUUAGCGAAGAAUUGCUGGCGGCUAUGAAGAGGCUGUGGUACGAUAAUGGAGUGCAGGAGUGCUUUGGUAGGAGCAAUGAGUAUCAGUUGAACGACUCCGCAAAAUACUUCCUGGAUGAUUUGGACCGAUUAGGAACGAGGGAUUACCAGCCAACGGAACAGGAUAUCCUUAGGACUCGAGUGAAAACGACGGGAAUCGUGGAAGUCCACUUUUCAUUCAAAAAUCUCAACUUCAAAUUAUUUGAUGUGGGUGGUCAGAGGAGUGAGCGUAAGAAAUGGAUACAUUGCUUCGAGGAUGUAACUGCAAUUAUCUUCUGCGUGGCAAUGUCCGAAUACGAUCAAGUCUUGCACGAGGACGAAACGACGAACCGGAUGCAAGAGAGCUUAAAGCUGUUCGACUCGAUCUGCAACAACAAGUGGUUUACUGACACCUCGAUUAUCCUCUUCCUGAACAAGAAGGAUCUCUUUGAGGAAAAAAUCCGCAAGUCUCCUCUCACAAUCUGUUUUCCCGAAUACGCUGGUGCGCAGGCGUACAGCGAAGCGGCUGCAUACAUCCAGGCACAGUUCGAAGCGAAGAACAAGUCGACCACGAAGGAGAUUUACUGCCACACGACCUGUGCCACCGACACGAACAACAUUCAAUUUGUGUUCGACGCAGUCACAGACGUCAUUAUCGCCAAUAAUCUGCGCGGCUGCGGUCUCUACUAGGCUAAUUCUGUAUUCUACGUUAAGCGCAAACGGAGGAGGAAAACGUUA